ACGAAAAAAACAAGCAAACCUCUGUUGAACAAUUUAGAUAAGAGUUAGGGCACAGAUGACAUAAAUAAAUACAGAAAACUCCAUAGCCAUACAGUUUCUAGGACUUAAACGAACAAAUUGAAGCCGAAGAAGAGGGCUCUUACUGUCUUAUCCAAACGAUGGAUCGGUACCAGAAGGUCGAGAAACCUAGAGCAGAGCAACCGAUUGAUGAGAAUGAGAUUCGUAUUACUAGCCAGGGGAGGAUGAGGAGCUAUAUCACAUAUGCUAUGACUUUGCUUCAGGAAAAAGGCUCAUCGGAGAUUGUGUUUAAAGCUAUGGGUAGAGCCAUCAACAAGACUGUUACAAUUGUGGAAUUAAUAAAGAGGCGAAUUGUUGGCCUUCAUCAAAUUACAUCCAUUGGAUCCACAGACAUAACCGACACAUGGGAACCCCUAGAGGAAGGAUUACUUCCCCUGGAGACCACAAGGCAUGUUUCAAUGAUAACUAUAACCCUUUCCAAGGCGGAGUUGAAUACGUCUUCUAUCGGGUAUCAACCGCCAUUGCCAGCUGACCAGGUGAAGGUGUCAACUGAAUUUGAAUACGAAGGAGACGGAUCACCGACUGCAAGGGGCAGGGGCCGUGGUGGAAGGGGAAGGGGAAGGUCUAGAGCUGCACCAGCAGGAAACGGUCAUGCACCAGAUGAGUAUGAUGACGGUGGCUGGGACGGGCCCGCUGGUUAUCCAAGGGGAAGAGGUCGUGGAAGAGGCCGCAGCUUCCGUGGACGUGGAAGAGGAAAUUACAAUAAUGCCCCUUAUAUGGAUAAUCAGCAAGAUACAGGAGGAUACAAUCAAGAAUCACCAAGGGGUAGGGGUCGUAAUUUUCGUGGCCGUGGAAGGGGAGGUUACAAUAAUGGCCCUUACAUUAAUAAUCAGCAAGAUGUUGGUGGGUAUAAUCAAGAAUCUCCCAGGGGUAGGGGCCGUAAUUUCCGUGGACGUGGAAGGGGAGGCUAUAAUAAUGACUCGUAUAUGGAUACUCAACAAGAUGCCGGAGGUUACAAUCAAGAGUUUCCCGUGCAAGGACGAGGGCGUGGUCGUGGGAGGGGAAGGGGAACACGAGGAAGGGGUAAUGGGUUCAGAUCAAACAGGCCGAACCAGGGUGCGGAAGGUGGUGAUUAGACAAAAAAACAGGUUUGAUGAUGAAUAUGAUAUUGAUGAAUGUUUGGUUGUCUGCUUGCUCGACUUUUAUGUUUUGUUUAAUUUUUGUGUUCCAGAUAAAUCGAUUUAGGAACAUCAGUUUGUACUAGAAGCGUAGACUAGCGGCUUUGAGUUUUGAUCGUUUUUACUGUUUAUUUUAUUAUUUCAAUUUUUAUUGUAAUUUUUGUUCUCAUAUUAGGUUUGUUUGUUGUGGUAUGUUUGCCAAUGUUGUUCAUGAACAUUUUUGUUAGUUCUUGUUUCAUUGGACAAA
Molecule: messenger RNA, 1443 nt
Organism: Helianthus annuus (common sunflower)
Lineage: Eukaryota; Viridiplantae; Streptophyta; Magnoliopsida; Asterales; Asteraceae
Product: heterogeneous nuclear ribonucleoprotein 87F
Exons: 9
Coding region: 159-1154 (331 amino acids)
Molecular function (GO): RNA binding
Source: RefSeq, a predicted model, not a curated record